This is a messenger RNA of Pantherophis guttatus, 1231 nucleotides long. RefSeq lists its product as uncharacterized. Lineage: Eukaryota; Metazoa; Chordata; Lepidosauria; Squamata; Colubridae. The record is from RefSeq and is a predicted model, not a curated record.
CCUGUGCCAAGCGGAGGGGGCAGAGGGGAUGCCUGGCUCAGGCGGCCAGCUCCCGGCCGAGGUGCCUCGCCCAUGGGGGACACCAGCCUCCUGUGCCACCCACCCCCCGAGGGCUGCUGCCUGGAGCUCCACGAGACCGUGGCCGUCUUGCUGGCACUGAUCGUGGUGGUGCAAUUGGCCCUCAAGCUGGCCACCGUGAUCUGCUAUUACUUCUGCUGCUUCGUGAGGAACCUGUGCGGAGGGCAGGCUGCCACCAAAGAACCUGAAAAACCUCCGAUUCUCGUCCGCCCGGUGAAGAAAGUGUAUCCCCAAAAGCCAUCGAUACAAUACUCCGACGAUGAUCCCCCGCGACGGCGGCGCCGACGAAGCCGAUCGCCCCAACGGCGCUGUCUCCAGUGUACCCUGGAGCCGCUCAAGUUGACCAUGAACUUAGAAAACAGGCACUUCCGAUGCAGGGAACACUGUCAUCACCGACACUUGUACCCCGAUUAUCUGCCGUGCAGCUUGCCCUGUUAUUACAACUGCGAAUGUGACAACCGACCCCGACCCCGGCCCCGCACCUCCUCGGCCCCCUCAGCCUACCCCAACCCCCAUUUCCGAGAUGUCGCCGUGGGGACUUCCGACCUGGUUGUUAAUGUCCCUACCGAGGAACGCCGGAACACCAUCACGGCCACAGAACCGUACGUACGGACCCCGGUGGCGGAACCUCAGCGUCGUUCCAUAGCCAGCGGCCAGGAGGCGGAAUAUCUACCAACCGGACAGCACUCCCGGCGUCCUGCCCGAGUGUACAUCUACCCCGUCCACCCUCAGACCCCACCGGGGAGUCGGUCACCGACUCCUGAAAGGGGGCGCCGGCGUCGGACCCUCAGCCAGGACGAACAGGCGGAAUUAGAGGCGCGUGAGCAGCGCCGAGGACGGGAAUCGGAGACACCGGCCCCUGCGACGCAGCAGCUGCAGGUCUCUGCCGGGAGUCCUCCCCGGUUCCAUAACAUAGUCAACACCAUCAUGCAAGCAGGGACCACGCCAACUGAAGGCGGGGCAGCCAACACAAAGAGGCCGUCCCGGGCCGAGACCCCGCCAUCCGAUUGGGUGUACCGCUCCAAGUAAACCCUCAAGUGCAAAGCAGGGUGGAGAAGGAGGAGGAGGAGAAGGACAGACCCGUAGCUGUCCACAGUGGGUCCAUGUUGGCUUGGGGAACAAACAUUAAAGGCAAAUCCAUCCAUCCCAUAAA